AUGCGAUCACGUUCUCCAAGCUUGGUUCAAAUGACGAUGGUUGUGAUUCUUUUGGGAUUGUUGUUUGCGGAUGAAGUUAUGUCCAGUCCUUUUAUAUUUAGCCCGGGAUUUUGUCAACUGAACCCGCAGAACUGCAAAAAGAGAAACGCUGAGAUUCCAGGGAAGGUACGUGUCCUACAUAUUGUUAAAAAAGUAACAUACCAAGUCGCCAUGUCGGAAAAAUAGCUUAACUGUGAUGAACACAAUACAACUAGUUGGUUAUCUUAUUCUAGAAAAAUCAUCUUUCACCCAUCCUUAGAAAAACACCUGCUUAAUUACCGUGCUAAAGUGUACAACCAGGAGUUGAAUUAGAGGUUCCACCUUCGUUUUUUUCCAGGGGUGAGAGAAAAUACGCCCCACCACACACCCCCAUCUCCAAUACCCUUAAUGUCCAAUUUGUGCAAUAACAAUUUUAGCUCUUUGUUUAUUUAUUGAGGCACAUUUGGGCAAAGUUUAGCCCAGCACUCAUCUCCUGCUGUCUUGCGUCAAAGCAAUUCAUAAAUUAACCAUAUUUGUUUUAAGGGAUAUUGUUAUAGCGGGGUUACCUUAAUCGGUCGGGUACCAGCCUUUAAAGCGGAAGGCCCGGGUUCGAUUCCCGGUCGGAGACGGAGACAUACACCCCGGUGGUACGGGGCACCUUUCAUGGAUUGGGAGUGUGAUUAA
Porites evermanni is the source of this 702-nucleotide messenger RNA. NCBI's taxonomy places the organism in Eukaryota, Metazoa, Cnidaria, Anthozoa, Scleractinia, Poritidae. The record is from the annotation of a GenBank genome assembly.